GAGCGAGAAUACGUAGUUGUGGUGUAACUGGUAGGAGUAGGUGCCUAGGUGGUGGGAUGAAAAGGCUUAUAAUCGUCGAGUGCGAGACAAAGACAGAGUCUGUGAUAUUCGCGGAGAAGGAGAACAAAUAAAAAAAAAAUCCAAGCGGAACGACAGAGCGCGAGUACGCAUCCGAGUGGUAGGCGUAUACACGGGGCCGUGGUGUGUGCGUCAGUGAGAGAUAUGCCUCGGAGCGAGAGCAGCGGAUGUGAAAGUCGACAGUAAGCGCGCAACAACGAGACGGCGACGAAAUAUCAGCAGCUCCUCGAGUGCGUUGUUAUAUAUCAGUGCCUACUCUAUUCUCUGCUCUAAAUCUUACUACAGUGCUACUGUUAUAAACACGCGAUCGAGCCCGCGCCUGACAGCGCGACGUCAAUCCACCAAGACGCCAGUCGAUUGUCCGCAGUCUCCUCAUCGUCGUCGUCGUCGUCGCCGUCGUCGUCGUCGUCGUCAGCGCUGCAGCCAUGGAGGUGCUGGACCCGAGCGUCUCCAGGGACGACCAGCCGCUUUGUCUCAACGAUUCCCUGCAGAAAGGUGGCCCAAUAGCAGAUAGUCGAUCAUGCGUAAAGUCAAGACAAAUUUUUGGUUUCAUGGGCUUUCUUGGAUUUGCCUUAGUCUAUGCGAUGAGAGUAAAUUUGUCUGUUGCUAUUGUAUCAAUGGUCAACUCAACUGCUGUUCCUAAUCCAGAUAAUGGUACUAUUGUCAUUGAUGACUGUCCUAAAACAACACCUGUUAAUCAAACUUUUCCUCCAAGUGAAGGUGAAUUUGAUUGGGAUGAAAAAACACAAGGUAUUAUUCUUGGUGCAUUCUUCCUUGGAUAUGUCAUGACCAAUGUGCCAGGAGGAAGAGUAGCAGAAAAAGUUGGUGGAAAGUUAGUUUAUGGACUAGGAGUGUUUUUAACUGCUGUCCUGACUGUAAUAAGCCCUUUUGCAGCCUACUGGGGCUUGUAUCCAUUCUUAAUCAUUCGCAUAGCAGAAGGUUUCACUGAGGGUGUCACUUUUCCAGCAAUGCACAGUAUGUUAGCCCACUGGGUACCACCUCUAGAAAGAAGUAAAUUUGCCGCUUUAGUUUAUGCAGGUUCAAACUUUGGAACUGUUAUUUCUUUGCCAUUGAGUGGCUGGCUCUGCUCUUUGGAGUUGUGGGGUGGCUGGCCACUCUCAUUUUAUUUAUUUGGUGGUCUUGGAAUAAUAUGGUAUGCAUUUUGGUUGAUGUUAGUAUAUGAUACUCCUGCAAAACACCCGAGAAUAGAUCCUCAAGAAAAAGCAUACAUAGAAUCUCUAGUGGAACCUAAGGAUGAGAACAAUACUGCUGGUGUACCUUGGCUAUCAGUAUUCACAUCUCUUCCAAUGUGGGCGAUAGCUAUUACUCAAUGUGGUCAAUCAUGGGCUUUUUACACCCUGUUGACUGAACUACCUACCUACAUGGAUAGAAUUCUGCACUUUGAUGUACAACAAGAUGCAUUCCUAUCAGCAUUACCAUACUUGACCGCCUGGAUUACUGGUCUGAUCAUAUCCAGUUUUGCAGAUGCUUUAUUAGCUCGAAAUAUUGUUUCUCCCCUCACUUCAUUCAAAAUGUGGAAUACAGUAGCCUCUUUGGGACCUAGUUUAAGCUUUUUAGGAGCUAUUUGGGCUGGAUGUGAUCGACUUACUGUGAUGAUGAUGCUGUCUGGCUUGGGAUCACUGUAUGGUGCUGUUUAUGCUGGUAAUCAAAUGAACCACAUCGCGCUAGCACCUCGAUAUGCAGGAACGCUUUACGGAAUUACUAAUGCUGCUGCUAAUGCGUGCGGCUUUCUUGCCCCCUAUGUCAUCGGUCAAAUAGUUAAUGGACAUGAGACAUUGGCACGUUGGCACACAGUAUUUUUAUUAGCUGCUGUAAUUAACAUUGGAGCAAAUUGCUUUUAUUUACUCUUUGCAUCAGCUAAAGAACAACCAUGGAGCAAUGGUCACAGUUGAUGACAAAUUGCAUCGAGAAAAGAAGCGUUCAACGUCAUGAGCGACAUGCCGAUGAAUCGUCUGACUCUCAGCACAUUUUAGUUAACGGAUAUUCUUGUUUAUGAUAAAUCAUCUUUUAAAGCAAUAUUCCGUUUUAGUUUAUUAGAUAAAAUUUGUUGUUUUUGCGUGAAAUUGGUGCGAAUAGUACAUUUAUUUAAUUGUUAACUAAAAAAAGUAUUUCUUUUGUUUGAUUGGCGAAUCAAUCAAACAGUGAUGACUUAUACAGGAUAUUUAGCUUUAAGAAUAAUUGAAGCAAGUGCUGACAAUAUCAGUAAACAAAAAUAUUACCGCGUUAGCUCUCUUUUUGCGAGAAUCUGGAUACGUCUUAUACUUCUGCUAUAUGUCUUGUUAUUUUAUCUAUAUUUUUGAGACCGUACUGUUGCCUUAAUUCCUUGUAAAGUAAAAUCAUGGCUAUCUUUCUAUUUUCGACGAUUUUUUUACGUUUUGUGAUAUCUAUUCGAUGAACGGUUAGUACAAACGAUCCGUUAUACUGUAGCAUGAAAAGAGAAUAUUAUUUCUAGUGUACCGAAGAAUAUAUAAUGAACUUAUAUAAGACUUCCUAGACUUUAUACUUCUUUACGUUGAAUUUUGAUCGUGUGUAUGAAAUGUUUAUUCGCGCAAUGUAUUUAUACAAAGGAAAAAAAUAUUUAACUUUUCUAAAGUUGUAUUUUUUGCGUAGUGUAAUUAUACCGAAACACAAGUACCAAACUGUAAAAAUGUCGUUUAUGAAGCAUUGAUAUGUUUGUAAAUUAUUACUCCUUAAUUUGCGUCAAUUGUAAAAAUAUUGGAUCCAGGCUUAGACAUCUUCUUUUAUGUAGAAAAUUAUUAAUUACCUAAGUAUAAAGUAAUUUUUUAUAAAAGCUUUAUGAAUAAAAUGUUAAAUAAUAAAAUUGUAAAUCAUUUAUGUAAUCGGUAGUAUAAAAAUAUAAAUUGUAACAAGAGGAAUAGACAGUAUUAGAAUAAUGAAUUUUAUGGUAGGAAGGGAAAAUAUAAAAUAAUCUUGCUGGAUCAAGAUUUACUGAAUGUUUGACGACAUUUAGUUAUUUUAUUAAUCGUAAAUCUCAUUACUCAAAAUUGAAAAUACCAUUCCUAUAAUAUUUACAAAAUCAUUGAUGACAUUUACGUUCAUAAUAUUAAUAAUGUUUGAACAUGUUGUGUCAUUGCUGCAUUAAAUUUUCAUUCCACUAGAAAAUUAUAUGAAUAAAUAUAAAAAAUUUAUGUAUAUAUGCAUGAAAAAUUAAAAGAAUGAAAAUACUAUUAUUUCAUUUUUAUCAACAUUCAACAAAAGAAAUAUUAAUACCUAUUCGUCUGUUGAAUCAAGUUACUUAACAAUGGGGUAAUUUAUCUAGAGGCUUAGUAUAAUUAUUGCUAUUACUACGUUUAUGAGACUGAAAAUUGUUUCAAGUUUUUCUAAAUUAAUUCUUUUAAGGAAAAUUUCUAAUGAGAAGACCUAUAUAAAUAAUGACUGCCUUAAAGAUGUGAACAUUAUGACGAAUACAAUAAGAUAAACAAAGGAUUAAACUCAAUGUAGUUAUUCGAGUGAAAAUCGUUUCUGAAUUGGAGUUGUAGGGUUUUGUAAAUGAAUUAACAAAAGAUAAUACUAGAAAUUAAAACAUUUAUAUUUA
Molecule: messenger RNA, 3655 nt
Organism: Nasonia vitripennis (jewel wasp)
Lineage: Eukaryota; Metazoa; Arthropoda; Insecta; Hymenoptera; Pteromalidae
Gene: MFS10
Product: sialin
Exons: 7
Coding region: 504-1991 (495 amino acids)
Biological process (GO): monoatomic anion transport; transmembrane transport
Molecular function (GO): transmembrane transporter activity
Source: RefSeq, a predicted model, not a curated record